Molecule: messenger RNA, 1314 nt
Organism: Malassezia restricta
Lineage: Eukaryota; Fungi; Basidiomycota; Malasseziomycetes; Malasseziales; Malasseziaceae
Product: cyclin (Pcl1)
Exons: 1
Coding region: 1-1314 (437 amino acids)
Biological process (GO): regulation of cyclin-dependent protein serine/threonine kinase activity
Cellular component (GO): nucleus; cyclin-dependent protein kinase holoenzyme complex
Molecular function (GO): cyclin-dependent protein serine/threonine kinase regulator activity; protein kinase binding
Source: RefSeq, a predicted model, not a curated record
AUGGCAUCUUCUAGCACCAUGCUUUCCAGCAGCGCUCUGCGUCGACAUCCCGCCAGUCUGCUGCCACGUAUUGUGCAUAACCCCUCGCUCACAGACCUCAUUCGGUACCCCGUGACCCGCGAUAUGGUGGCCUACAUCGCGAAACAGGCAACGAAUGUGAUCCAAUGCAGCUCUGAUGCAUGCGACAGUGCGAGUAUGCAGCGAUCCCAAAAUAUUCCAAGUCUUGAGACGUUUAUUAUGAUGCUGGUUGAGAAGAGUAACGUCCAAGUGCCUACGCUUCUUAGCACCCUUGUUUAUUUGGAUCGCCUAAAGAAUCGAUUGCCACGCAUUGCCAAGGGCAUGCCUUGCACGCGACACCGCGUGUUUUUAGCCUCCUUAAUCGUUGCUGCAAAGAAUUUGAAUGACUCUUCGCCAAAGAAUAAGCACUGGACUCGGUAUUGCGUAUUUUUCUCACAGGCUGAGGUCAACUUAAUGGAAAAGCAAUUGCUCUACCUGCUAGACUAUGACCUUCGAAUUGAAGAAGAUGAGCUUGUUUACCACUUUUCUCCCUUCUUCCGCCGAUUUGAAACCCGCGCCGACGCAGGCCGUCGUGAGAUGUUCCUUCGCGGCUGCGACGCAGGUCGUGAGUGUGAGCGCUAUGUGCGUGCGACAGAGCGCCGUUUGGCUCUGCGUAAUUCGUCUGCUUCUCAGAUUACGAGCAACAACGCCACUACGCCUAAGACCACGCCAAGCACACCGAAGCGUGUUUCGCCCCCCACAGCUCAGGUGCAAAGCUCGUUGUCCACCACGUCCAUACCUCGAUUGUCUUCUAAGGGGCUGCUCACGCCCACAGCAACACUCAAAGCCACGUCGCUGCAUGCGCGCAACUCGGAAACGACACGAUCCGGAUCGUCUAUAUCUGAGGCCGACCUUACAGACGACAACGGCUCGGCUACAUCAUCGCCGGACGAAGCACACGAUUACGAGGACGAGCGCGGAUUUUCUUCUAUUCGCGUACUUGAUCAGUCGCGCACGUUGUCAUCAGUGCCACGCUCCCAAUCGGCAGCCGUCUUGGCUUCGAUGGAACAUCGUCACAUCCAUACCAUGCGGUCACAAAUCCCCCCUGGUGCCUAUGCUCCUCAACAUGCUAAUGAGAAGGGCCAUUAUUCGUUUAGCGAGUCCAAAUCUUUGGAAAGCACUCCAGUCCGGAACGGAAAACCUCGUACUGCCCAAAUGGUAACGGAUGGUAUGCAGCGUUACCUUACGAGUGUGAUCCCUAAUGGCAUUCGUCGCUCAAAUUCUCGUGUCACUCUGCGCUCGAAUACUUAUGCGUGA